This is a messenger RNA of Acyrthosiphon pisum (pea aphid), 4556 nucleotides long. It is a transcript of the gene Fas2, whose product is annotated as neural cell adhesion molecule fasciclin 2. Gene Ontology annotation, molecular function: protein binding. The record is from RefSeq and is a predicted model, not a curated record. The coding region runs from base 374 to 3052 and encodes 892 amino acids. Lineage: Eukaryota; Metazoa; Arthropoda; Insecta; Hemiptera; Aphididae. Gene Ontology annotation, biological process: cell-cell adhesion. Gene Ontology annotation, cellular component: membrane; neuron projection. The transcript is spliced from 15 exons.
CGCCGUCAUCGUUUCGCGCGUCGCCGUGCCGUCGUCACCACAGUCGUUGUCCGUCGUCGUCGUACGCACAUUCUCGUACGCAUCGCCGCCACCGUCUGCUUGUCUGUCGCUCGCCCGCGGGUUAAUCACCACGCCGUAUUUAUAAUAAUAUUAUCACUCGGACGAUGUCGCCGGUACGCCGUUGACGAGUUACCUCCAAAGCCGGACGAAAGUCGUAAUAUCCGCGCACCGACAUAAUAACGUUCAUCGUAAGACAAAUCGAUCGAUAUUUUUAUCGUCUUCUCGAGACGCGUGCGAUCCGAGUUUUCCGGUGAUAAUAACAUUUCGUCGUCGCUGUCGUUAUUAUUCGCGUCCGGCGGAAAACCACACGAUUAUGACGCGGAACCGCUUGUCGUCGUCGUGGCCUCCCACGCAGCUACUGGCCUUGGUUCUACUCGUCGCCGUCGUUACAGACGCCACGGCCAAAGAACCUUCGCUGAUCAUCCGACCGACACAGCCGAAACAGGUUAAACCGAUUGGCUCGUCUUUGAUAUUGAACUGCCAGCCCGACGUCGAACAACCAGAACUCGUAAAGUAUCUCAAAUGGCUAGAUCCGCAGAACAGGACGAUCGAUCAGACCUCGACCGCCGGAGCGCACGUGACCACUACGUUUACUUCCAGCAACAAUUUGGGACUGGUGAUAACUGGACUCACCGAAGCUGAUGUGGGCACGUACACGUGCACCGCCACUUAUUCCAAUUCUGAAUAUCUGGCCCGCAGUGUGAUCGUCGACAGUUUCUACGACAUCACGUGGGUGGACGCUCCUACCGAACAAUAUCCGAUAGCUGGAACUAGUUACAAAGUGCGCUGCAAAGUCAAGGCCAAUCCCGCGCCACUGGUCGACUGGUACAAGGAAGACACCAGGAUUCAAGACGGCAACGGAUUCGUCAAGGACAUCGACGGUCUGCUGAUCCAAAAUGUCACCGCCGAAGACGACGGUCUGUACAAGUGCCGUGCCAUCGUGUUGGACACGGGUAACAUCCUGGACCGGGACAUCAGAGUCGAGGUUCACAUCCCACCGACGUUUGCACCCGACCAAGUGUCCCAGCUGGAAGUUGUCGAGGGCGAGAUGGCCAGCGUACGGUGCGCGGCCAACGGUAAACCAGAACCAAGGGUGACAUGGAUACACAUGCCGGACCAGCGAGACUUGAGCGAGGGAACCGAGAGGUACUCCGUGAACAAGCUGACGGGCGUGCUGAGCCUGAACCGCAUCAGCCGCACCGACAACGGUCAGUUCAAGUGCGUGGCCAGCAACGCAGCCGGUCAGAUCGAGCGGUUGGUCAACGUGGUGGUGCUCAUCAAGCCCGAGGUGCUGGACGUGACCAACGUGUCAGUACCCAUCAACACCGAGGCCAGAGUCAAGUGCUCUGCAAACGGCAACCCUCUACCGUCGAUCAUGUUCAGGAGAGUGGGCACGAACAUCGUCAUAAAAUCGGGAAUCGAAGAUUAUCGCAUUAGCGUGGAGCACGACACCGUGGGGGACUUGGCAAUGGCCACUCUUGUGAUUAAACACCUGAACCGAUCCGACGAUGGACUGUACACGUGCAUCGCGUCGAACAAGGGCGGCGAAGGGACGAAAAACGGUCAUCUGACCGUCGAGUUCCCGCCUGUGUACGCCAGCAACAUGGUUAAGGAGGUGUGGACGUGGAACCGGAUGCCUGUGAACCUGUCGUGCGUGUCCGAAUCGCUGCCGAACGCUUCCAUCACGUGGCUUCUGAACAAUCAUAUAGUGGAGGACGACAUCAAUGUGCAAAAGUUCGGAAAGGGCCCUUACAGCAACCUGCUGGUGACACCGGUCGAUCAGCGCUACUACGGCGUGUACUCGUGCUUGACAAAAAACAUUCACGGCGAGAACAAAGCUGAAAUCACUCUCCGGGAAGCGCACCGGCCGUCCAAAGUGUCUCAGGCCAAGUUCGACGUCGUCACCGCUACGACGAUUUCGUUCGGUUUCGUGGGUCCGACAGACACGGGUGGUAUCAAAGUCAAAGCCUAUGCCGUCCAGUACAAGGAGGUAAAGCAGUCAUGGGAUGAAGGUCGCAACAAAUCUUGGCCAGUGGACACGCCUUACAUACUGGAAAACCUGGAAGCGCACAGGACCUAUAUGUUCAGGUUCGCCGCCAUCAAUGACGUGGGCACCAGCGACUGGAGUACCCCGGAACAGCGCACCAUGCCCAAAAGAAGCGCUCCUGAGGAACCAAAAAUAUUGGUCAACAAGGACGUGUACACCGAUGAUUAUAUCAACUCGCCGUACGGCAACAGCUACGAAGUGAACUGGAAGAUCCCGGCCGACAACGGGGAGCCCAUAAACCUGUACAACGUUCGUUAUUGCGUAGCCGACAAGGUAAACACGAUGUGGGUAACCAGAAUAGAAUCGUGCCGGAGCGAGGACCUCAAGUCUCCAGACAAGACAGCGUUUUUGAUGGACAAUCUAAACGCUAACACGUUUUACAGAGUGGAAGUCAGAGCCCACAACGAAAUUGGAUUUAGCGUACAGUCAGAACUCGUCUUCAAGACUGCGACUGGCGUGGACAUACCUCCAAUGCAGCCGCCGUACACUAACCGGCUCAGUUCGGUGGUCAUAAUCAGUAUCGUCUUGGCCGUCCUGUUCACCGUGUUGGUGGUCAUCGACGUGUCGUGUUACUUCGCCAACAACACUGGUAUCUUGUACAUACUGUUCGGGAUGUGUUGUCGGAAGAAGAAGAGAGACGAGGACGCAAAGCUUGGAAGUUUGUAUGGUUGGCGUUUUCCGUUGCCGUAUUGCAACAACAGCACGGGCGAAUCGUCCAGUAACGGAAACGGUUCUUCUUACACUUCCGACGUAGAGAAAGUCCCCUUGCCAGAUAUGAACUUUGUGUUCGAGGGCAAAGAACUGUUGACCAACGGCAACACCUACCAGAGCAACAAUCUGCGCAUCGAACCCACCGAAAUGCUGAAAAAGGACACUGAAGUGGAGUACGACGUCAAACGGUCCGUGUCGCAGACCCGUUUCGUCGGCAAGGAUUCGGCCGUCUAAAAACGACAGCACCCGAACCCGACCGAUCCGACGAUGACACGAUUGCAACGAUUCUACACGACCACGUGUUAUUUUGCGUAAAAUACGCACAUUACGACGGCGGCGGCGGUGUACGCGGAGCGACGAUUUCUUCACGACUGAAAAAUAUAUUUUAAAAAACAAAAUUCAUAAAUAACAUUAAAAUUUGAUAAACGCUAUAAUAAUAUGAUAUCAUGAUGAUUGGGGUGUAUGAUAAGUUUUUGUACGCGAAACAAUUCUCCGAGUUUGACCGACUGAGUUUCGCGCCGCUCUGGCAUUUAUUUUAUGUAAUUAUUAUUAUUAUUACCGUAGCGUUUUAUACUACCCAUAGCAACAUUAUACUACAUAAGUACAACCUAUUAUACUGCUACUAUAUAAUAUUUUUACUAUCAUUAUUAUAUUAUAUUAUAUUCAUUAUACUUUUACACUAUUAUUACUGUACAAUGUUUACUGUUACUGUAUAACAUUUAUAAUAUUACCCACUACUGAUAACAUAAUAUAUAUUAUAAAAAUAUACCGCUAGUACUACCCACCCAGUGUAACGCAUUCGUGUCCCUCCCUCCCUGCGCCUCGUUUUGUAGAUAGAUUUUUCAAUGUUAUAUUUUUAAGUGUUUAGCGUUAAGGAUUAUUAAUUUUUAUUAUUUCAUUUUAUACAUAAUAAACGAUAUUUCGAACGAAUUUCCAUCGAUCAAUUUUCAUCUCGCUCGACGACUCGGGUCGAGAACAGUUAUACAGUAAUAUUAUUAUAAGAAACGCUUUUAGUUUUUUUUCGCUCGUACGUCGAUUCGAUAAGAUUCCCACUACUUUUCGAAAGCCCAAAAAAAAAAAUUCAAAUAAAUAAAAAUACAUACGCAGCUGUAAGUGCGUGAUUUUAAACGGUUUUAAACAGAUUUUAAUCUACCUAAUAUUAGGUAUUACCUACGUCAUAAUAAUAAUAAUAAUAAUAUCAUCUCUGUACGUGUACAACUUUUCGCGUGUAGCCAAGAAACGGUGUCGUACGUAAUAUAAAUUGUACACUUUAUUGGAAUUCGUUUGUUUUCUCGGUCGAAUCUCGGUUUAGGAUCAAAAUACCAUUAUUAUUACGCGUCUUUUGAUUUUUUGCUUUUACACCACGGACGCGAUCGUUUCGGUUGUUUGACGCUGCUUUGUACUUAAUAAAAUAAUAUUAUGUAUGUGUCGUGUAAGGAUUAAAUAUUAUGUCUUAAAACUAUUUUCGUAUUAUUGUGUAACGAUUUGAUGAUUUUUUUAUUUUUUUUUUAUUAUUAUUACUAUUCCUUAAAUUUGUUCCUACGUACAUAAUUUUUUACUUAUUAUUUUUUUUAAACUUAAAUCGUGUGGAUAUUAUACUAUUGUCAGUCGUAUAAUAAUAAUUAUAUAUUAUAUUAUGUAUGAUGAUAUUGUAUAUUUUUUGUGAAAUUUGUGUGAUUCGGUUUUAAGUUGAUUGGCGGUGCGCACCGCGGUAUCGGCUAAACUAUAUAAAGUUCUC